Molecule: messenger RNA, 1403 nt
Organism: Dendroctonus ponderosae (mountain pine beetle)
Lineage: Eukaryota; Metazoa; Arthropoda; Insecta; Coleoptera; Curculionidae
Product: casein kinase I
Exons: 8
Coding region: 338-1318 (326 amino acids)
Biological process (GO): positive regulation of canonical Wnt signaling pathway; endocytosis; peptidyl-serine phosphorylation
Cellular component (GO): plasma membrane; nucleus; cytoplasm
Molecular function (GO): protein serine/threonine kinase activity; ATP binding
Source: RefSeq, a predicted model, not a curated record
UAGUUUUGAAACAUGAAACCAUCAAAUUUUGAUUAUCAAGUCAUUUUAUAUCUUCCAAUGAAACUACAAGAAAAUAUCAGAACUGGAUCUACAACCUGCUAAAAAUAUGUGUACCUUCCAUGGUGGAACUAGAUGGAAAACUGUAAAGCAGACAGUUUUGUUGCAAUUUUGUCACAAAAAAAUCAUUGUGCGGGUUGUAAAUCCGGUCUGAAAUAAUGUGGUUGAAGAGGGUUGACGGAUUUUACAGUUAUGAAUUUGAGGAACAACAUGCACAAUCUGAUGACUAUCCAUAGAACGAAGAGAACUAAUUGUUCUCACUUUAACCUUUCGCAUCAAAAUGAUGAAGUUAUUGUUUCUUCGGCAAGCCUCACCAAGAGUGCCAGCUGGCACUUUGGAUUCCUAUCGAGUCGGGAAGAAAAUCGGUAAUGGAAACUUUGGAGAGUUGAGAUUGGGCAAAAAUCUCUACAACAACGAACAUGUGGGCAUUAAACUGGAACCGUUGAAGAGCAAAGCUCCACAGCUCCAUUUAGAGUAUCGUUUUUAUAAAAUGCUCGGCCAAGCUGAAGGUGUACCAAAAGUCUAUCACUUAGGAACUUGUGGAGGAAGAUACAAUGCCAUGGUAAUGGAACUGCUUGGUCCCAGUUUGGAAGACUUGUUCACCUUGUGUAGCAGAAAAUUUCGACUCAAAACCGUACUAAUGAUUGCCGAUCAGCUUAUCAGUCGAAUUGAGUAUGUCCAUUCCAAAAGACUGAUCUACCGGGAUAUCAAGCCGGAAAACUUCCUAAUCGGAAGGUCAAAGUCAAAGAAAGAGAAAAUCAUUCAUAUAAUCGAUUUCGGAUUGGCAAAGGAGUACAUCGACCCUGAAACUGGAAAACAUAUUCCAUAUAAGGAACAUAAGUCCCUAACGGGAACCGCCAGAUACAUGAGCAUUAACACUCAUCUUGGAAGAGAACAGUCGAGGCGGGAUGACUUGGAAGCAAUGGGACACAUGUUUUUGUACUUCUUGAGGGGUUCUCUGCCCUGGCAAGGCUUAAAGGCUGACACUCUAAAGGAGAGGUAUCAAAAAAUUGGGGAUACCAAAAGAAACACCUCUAUUGAAUCUCUUUGCGAAGGUCAACCAGACGAAGUAGCUACGUAUAUGAAAUAUGUGAGAAAUUUGGACUUUUUCGAAACACCAGACUACGAUUUUCUAAGGAAAAUGUUCAGAGAAUUGUACAUGAAAAAGGGCUAUCCAGACGAUGGAGUUUUUGAAUGGACAGAUAGAGUAUCUUGGCUUAAUACCGAAGAGAGGAAGGAGGUACAUAAAACAAAGACUUAGUUGUGCUAAAUCAUCUGGUGGUGUGUGUGCAUUGUUUUAUUUUAUAUUUUUAUUAGCGUAAAAUUUAAAUAUAUUUUAAAAUCUG